AUCCAGUUUGUCUUAGUGUUGGUCUAAAGGCGGUGUGACACAAUAGUGAACUGAGCCUAAACGCAUGUUAGACCAGCCCAUGUUUUGACAGCAUUUCCUCUUUUUCCUCCACCACAUGCUGUUACUAAAGCUGCACCGCAGACACAGCAGUUCUGCACUCAGUUAGCUGAACAGAUAAGCCACAGGCACAUCCCCUUCUCACCCUGCUGUAAGCUUUAAAACCCACACAUCUAUGCCACCUUCACACUCAACUAGAACAAAGACUCAGUUCGAUUGGGACAUGUGAGGGGGACAAAAGUAGCUCAAUCCUUGAUUUUCCAGGCUUUUUUAAAUGGAUUAGGUGACUAAUAGUUUACUGUACUUUGUAAGAGUCACAGUAUAAGUGGUUUCAACUAUUUUCACUCAUUGGACUCCAAAGGGCGUGUCUGGGGUCACUAUCACUACUACGGAAUGCAAGAUGGGCCAAACUCGUUCUGAUUUGUCUCAUACCACCGACACGCCAGGCGCAGCCAAAUGGAAAGCGAGUGAGACUGCCAAACGGCUCCGUAUCCGCGAAUGUACGAGCGGAGAGCAGCGACGAGAACGCCAUUUAAACCGGAAUCCGAUGAAAAACAAAGUGCUGUCGUGUCUGCGAAGGAGAAAGAGAGACUCCAGCCAAGCAGCGGCGGAUUCAGGCUGCGACAAGAGAGGCGGAGAUCCAGAAACCAACCGCGACCACAGGGUAGGAAAGUUACCGAGAGACGAGCUGGUGUCGGCGGCUGCGGAGCACGGUGCGGCCCCGGGGUUUGUGGAGACCCACUCCGGCCUUAAUGGAACAGCCGAAGCCGUCCAACAAGUACUGAACCGAGGGGCAGCAGUCGCUCCGUCCGAUGCGUCAGGUUUGGAAAGGCGGACCGGUGAAGUCAACGGAGCGGGCAGCGACGAGCUGAAACCCGGGCGAGAGGACAAUGCCUCGGAUCCAGCGCCCAGGGCCAUGGAAGAACAGCCACUGGGAGGACAACAGAGCCGGGAUCAGUGUGAGGAGGUGGUUUUAACGGGAACCACAGGGAACCCUGGCCCGGACACUGAGAGGACUUUGUCUAGUUUGCACACGAACCGACCUUUGGAUACUGGACCGGCAGAUCACACCGGGGACAACAUGACUAAGUCGGACUUUACUACUGUUUCAUGCCCGCCCGUUGGAGCCGGUGACAAAAACAUUUGUCCAAUCAAAACUGAGAACCGAAAUGACCCCGAUCAGGGCCAGCAGUGUCCUGCAGGAGGCCAGAGCUACCCAGGAACCAUACCCAAACUCAUCAUAACCAGGGACCCCAGCCCCAGCCGCCCCCUGGAUGCUCCGGCCCAGCUGAACGUCCGAUCCGAGCACAGCACCGGCUCCCAUUUGGACCCGCAGCCAGAUGACGAGUCCCCCUACCCGGACAGCGGCUGCGGAGGGUCCCCUGCGCUCAUGCGCUCUCCUAGGAAGCUGUCCAACUCUUCCUUCGGCCUCUCCUCUGCCUCAUCAUUCGAGGAGUCGGAGGAUGAUUUCACUGGGAGUGACAUCGAGUCCGGCCUGUGUCCGGGCCGGUGCCCCUCUCUGAACAGCCCUGAUGAUGGCUCAGGGAUUAAGUCUUGGCAGAAGCUAAAGACCAUGGUUCACUGGUCCCCUUUUGUCGUGUCCUUCAAGAAGCGUUACCCAUGGGUGCAGCUUGCUGGCCAUGCAGGUAACUUUCAGGCUGGAGAAUAUGGACGCUUGUUGAAGCGGUAUUGUGAGUGUGAGCAGCAGUGCUUACAGAAGCUAAUGCAGGACACUCUGCGUCCAUAUGUGCCUGGUUAUUACGGUGUGGUUAAGAAAGAUGAGCAGGACUACAACCUCAUGGAUGACCUGCUGGCAGACUUUGACUCUCCUUCCAUUAUGGACUGCAAAAUGGGCAGCAGAACAUACUUGGAGGAGGAGCUGAUAAAAGCCAGAGAACGUCCACGUUUGAGGAAGGACAUGUAUGAAAAGAUGGUUGCAGUGGAUCCUGAGGCUCCCACAGAGCAGGAGAGGGCACAGCAGGGGGUCCAGCCCAGAUACAUGCAGUGGAGGGAGACGCUCAGCUCCACGGCCACACUGGGGUUCCGCAUCGAAGCAUUAAAGAAAGCUGAUGGAACAUGCAGCACCAAUUUUAAGAAAACUAAGCAAAGAGAGCAGGUGAUGGAGGUCUUGAAGGACUUUGUUGAUGGAAACACUCAUAUCUUGGGUACUUACCAGAGCUUGGGCUCUGUGCUGGAGCAGUCACACUUCUUCAGAAUGCAUGAGGUGGUGGGCAGCUCUCUGCUUUUUGUGCACGAUGCCUCGGGGAAGUCCAGGGUGUGGAUGAUCGACUUUGGGAAGACGGUCCCCCUGCCGGAUCAGCAGACCCUGGACCACAGGUCUCCCUGGGUGGAGGGCAACCGGGAGGAUGGAUACCUGUGGGGACUGGACAACCUUAUAGACAUCUUCAGCUGUAUGCUUUCACAAACCCCUGGAGAAGUACAGUGAAUGACAAGUCUGUAUCCAGACUGUUGAAGAAAAGGACAGAUGAUAAAACGCAUGACUGGAACAGGACCGUCUGUCUUCAAUUUUUUUUUUUUUUUUAAAGCUAUGAUGCAAACUUUAAAAGUGUCUCCACCCACUUUACCUAUGUAAGAAUACAAGGUGAGACGAGCACAAGAUUUUUUUUAUACUAGUGGAAUUUGCCAAAGGUGACUAUCACGCUCUAUUUCUGGAACCUGAGUCAGAUUGUCUUUGAGAUGGAAGAACUUACUGCUGAUCAUUGUGUGCAGAAUCAUUGUCAGUAGAAAACAGAGAGGGACUGCAGUGGAGAAGCAUGUGGGACAUUACUUUUCCUCUCACACCUCACCAUCUCCCUCUGUUGGUUUGAGUUGCAGCCUGCACUCUCAAAACCAUGAACUUCAUCAGAGGCCUUUCUACAGGGCUUCCAACUUUGAUUUUUGUCAUGGAUCACCUCUGAUGUUCAAGUAUACAGUAACACUACAACACUGGUCAUACCAUGUGUUAAUUAACUCAGUGUGUAAAUACAGUUUUAUUUAAUUUCUUGGCCUUAUUAUAACCUCUUUGUCUUGUUUGUACAAUUUCUGUGCCUAGCAUUUUUAAAGAAAACCAUUCCAGUGCAGUGGACUCCGCUGUUUUUCUUCCAAGAGUUCACCAAGUAUAAAUCAAUUUGCAUUUAAUCCCAAAGUUUAAUUUCUUGUUGAAACUGUUUGUAAUUGGAUUUUUUUUUUUUAUUAUAAUGCAGUGAAAGGUUGUGUAGUAUUUUCAUUGAACUGUACAGUAAGCAUCUUGGCAGCCAUGUUUGUCUGGAAACUGUUGCACUAUGGAUCCUUACUAAGCCAUUGAACAAACAAGCUGUGCCUCUUUGUGUAUUAUGGUUGGAAGCAGCGCUCAAAUUCUGGUUUACAGAUGCUCACAUUUAGCAGAUUAACAGACAUUGCAUAUAGUAAGGGGUGAAAAGUGUUAAGUGAAACUGGAAUUACGUGAUUAAACUGAGUCUGUUGAGGAUUUUUGAGGCUUCAUCUUUUUAAACUUACCUGUGAUGCUGAAACUGCAAACUUUAAACAUGAUGUCUUAUGAUUCACUGAAUAAUCAAAUACAAGUUCACUUUUAAACCUGAUGCUGUAAACCUCAUUUGGCCACACUAAAUGGGGGAUUUGUGGGUUUUAAAUUUUGUAUGCAAUUUUGAGUUUACAAAGAAAAGUGCAACAAGAACAGCUAAUUUGUUAUACUGAGAUUAUGUCAGCGGUUUGCUCGUGUCUGUCGUACCUCGACAGGAAUGUGGCACGUCGGUGAACACAACGGUCUUGAGUCUUCCAGUCAACCAUUGACGGUGUUAUGCAGCACUGUUGUGGGUGGGUGUGUGAGGGCGGAUCACUCAGUACACAAAGUCUCUGCAGUGAGUGCCUUAAACGUCUGACUUCAUGAAUUGGAAUCUGAAUUCAGUUUGUCCACCUGAAAGCAAAUGUACACUGACAGGAAUAAUUGUUUACAAUCUACUACAUUCUGUUGCCCUCUUAUUCUCUAUAUUUGUAAUGAGGAAAAAUCAGAUUUUCACACUGGGAAAUUUGUAAUGAAGAGAACGGGAUUGAUAACUAUGUUUUGUAUUUUUAAAAGGCAGUUGUAAAACAGAUGAGAGAAAUAAAUCCUUGCGUUGCCCAAAAGGUCAUGAUACAAUAAACUGGAAA
Molecule: messenger RNA, 4203 nt
Organism: Sphaeramia orbicularis (orbiculate cardinalfish)
Lineage: Eukaryota; Metazoa; Chordata; Actinopteri; Kurtiformes; Apogonidae
Gene: itpkcb
Product: inositol-trisphosphate 3-kinase Cb
Biological process (GO): inositol phosphate biosynthetic process; phosphatidylinositol phosphate biosynthetic process
Cellular component (GO): nucleus; cytoplasm
Molecular function (GO): inositol hexakisphosphate kinase activity
Source: RefSeq, a predicted model, not a curated record